AUGGCCUUUGCAGAUAUUUUAGUGACCUUAAUUGUGAUGCCCGAUUCCAUGUCAUAUGUCUUCACAGAGGCAAAAUGGAUUUCUGGAGACGUAGGCCUUGUCACAUGUGCUGGUGUGAGGUACCUUAACUUCAUCACACUGGCGGCGCCAAUCGCUAGUCUAUUGUUGAUGUCAGUGGAUCGUUACUUAGGAGUUACUUUCCCUCUCGACCGUUUCCCAAAUUUUCGCCGAGGAAAAAUCCAGUCUGUGGCAAUUUGGUUUAGUGCAACGAUCACUUCGAUCCCCGUCGCUGUAACAUGGAAAAAUUUUAAGCAUUUUCCAAACGACACAUAUUACAUUUGCGGGUCCAUAUUUCAGGCACCCGGGAAAGAAUACAGGAGGAUCCUUUUUACACUACUUGUUCCUCUUAUGUAUAUGAUUCCACUGCUUGUGAUAUCCACGCUAUAUACCUGGUUUGUCUUCAGCUGCGCCGCAGAGGUAUUCCAGGACUCGUUACUCUAA
Molecule: messenger RNA, 501 nt
Organism: Pocillopora meandrina
Lineage: Eukaryota; Metazoa; Cnidaria; Anthozoa; Scleractinia; Pocilloporidae
Source: the annotation of a GenBank genome assembly